Molecule: messenger RNA, 474 nt
Organism: Pseudozyma hubeiensis SY62
Lineage: Eukaryota; Fungi; Basidiomycota; Ustilaginomycetes; Ustilaginales; Ustilaginaceae
Product: calmodulin
Exons: 2
Coding region: 1-474 (157 amino acids)
Biological process (GO): spindle pole body duplication
Cellular component (GO): mitotic spindle pole body; half bridge of spindle pole body
Molecular function (GO): microtubule binding; calcium ion binding
Source: RefSeq, a predicted model, not a curated record
AUGGUCAACUCACACCACCACAUCGAUGCAGCUCUCACCGACGAACAGCGACAGGAGAUCAAGGAGGCAUUCGAGCUCUUCGACACGGACAAGGAUGGUGCUAUCGACUACCACGAGCUCAAGGUGGCGAUGCGUGCACUAGGUUUCGAUCUGAAAAAAGCUGAGGUGCUGAAAUUGCUACGCGACCACGACAAGACCAACUCUGGCUUGCUCGAGUGGGACGACUUUAACAAGAUCAUGUCGGAAAGAAUCGCAUCCAGGGAUCCUAUGGAGGAGAUCCGCAAAGCCUUCUCUCUCUUCGACGACGAUGGAACGGGCAAAAUCUCGUUGAGAAACCUCAAGCGUGUAGCCAAGGAGUUGGGAGAGACGCUGGACGACGACGAGUUGCAGGCCAUGAUUGAUGAAUUCGAUCUUGAUCAGGAUGGCGAGAUCAACGAGAACGAGUUCAUUCAGAUCAUGAUGGACGAUUCGUAA